Melanaphis sacchari is the source of this 1272-nucleotide messenger RNA. RefSeq names its product zinc finger MYM-type protein 1-like. Gene Ontology annotation, molecular function: protein dimerization activity. The coding region runs from base 1 to 1272 and encodes 423 amino acids. Lineage: Eukaryota; Metazoa; Arthropoda; Insecta; Hemiptera; Aphididae. The record is from RefSeq and is a predicted model, not a curated record. The transcript is spliced from 4 exons.
AUGUCGGGUCAUACUGGUGGAGUUCAGGCUAAGCUUAAAGAAAUACAUCCUAAGGCUAUUUAUGUACACUGUAUGGCACACAAAUUAAACCUUGUGGUCAUUGAUAUGUGUAAACAUUUAAAGGACGCACGGAAUUUAUUUAAUGGCUUGGAAGCGUUGUAUGUUCAUUUUAGUCAACCUACGAAAAAUAAAAAAAUGACUGACAUUCAAAAAAAUCUAGGAGUUAAAAAAACAAAAAUCCCACAGUUAUCAGAUACUCGAUGGGUCUGCCUUUAUAAGAGUUGUAACUCAGUCAUCGAAAAUUUUAAACCUAUUCUUUAUAUUCCUGAUGAAGAAAUAGAAUUACAAAAAGAUAAAGAUGUUGCCCAAGCAAUAGGUCUUCUGUCUACAAUAAAAAAUGGGAAAUUUGUGGUAUAUUUGUUUGUUCUUAAUGAUGUUUUAAAAAUUAUUAAUAUUCUAAGUACUCAAUUGCAAUCAAAGUCUACAACUCUUGGAAAAUCUAGUUCAUUAGUAUGUGGUGUGAUUGAUACUCUGAAAAAUAACCGUUCAGAUGUAUAUUUUGAUAAUCUGUGGAAUUGUAUUACUAUAUUUUGUGAAGAACAUGAUGUGUCAUUGGAUAUUCCUUCACAAGGUGGCUCUAAACGUCGUAGAAGGGAACCUACAUAUUUACAACAGUAUACUGUACUAUCAAAUACUUCGGCAGAAGAAGACCAUGUUAAUGAUGUACUAAUGGGUACUUCAAUAAUUAAAAAUUAUUGGAAAAUGCAUUGUUUUUAUCCUAUACUUGAUACUAUUAUUGUCAAUAUGGAAAAACGGUUUUCACCAGAAAGUAUGGAAAUAGCCCAAUCUGUAGACAACUUUUUAAAAUUGAACUUUAAUGAAAGUUUACAAUUCAUUAAUCAUUAUAAGGAUUUAUUCGGUGUUUCCAAAGAUUCUUUAAGAUCAGAAAUGAUGGUUAUCAAAAAUGUCUUGAAAGUUAAUGUUGAUUUGGAAGUUCUGCAAAAUCACUUAAACUCAUUGAAUAGCAAACAAAUCUUUCCAAAUUAUUAUAAAUUAUUUAAUGUAGCAAUAACUUUGCCAAUCAAUUCCGCUACUUGUGAAAGGUCAUUUUCUGCAAUGAGGAGAUUGAAAACAUGGAUGCGAUCAACGAUGCUCCAAGAAAGAUUUAGCAGUUUAGGGAUAAUUAAUAUUGAAAAAGACAUCAAUAUUGAUAGCGUCUCAGUUUUAAAUGACUUUGCCAAAUCCAACAGAAAAAUAAAUUUAAUAUUGUAA